AUGGAUCCACUUUCCGGAAAUACUACCAGAAAGGGAAAAGGACAGGUAUCACGAGGAAGUAGUUCCACGACCGGAAAUACCAGGGGAAAUAGAGGAGGUGGAGAGUCAAGUGCCAACAGUGGACGGAAUCCAGAUCGACCACUUGAUCGGUCCUCCAAUCUUGCAUCAAAUCCAACUGCGGAGCAAGCGGGAGGACGUUGGCAAUGCGAACUACCAUUACCAGGUUCCCUAAAUAUGUUUAGUUGCAACCACUGGAAUAAAUCAAACACAAUAACAUGUGAAGCCGCAGAGAAAAACCCCUUCAAGUCCCUCGACUUCACGAACCCGAAUAAAGAUCAAGGAUGUGGUAGACAAAGGCUCGAAGGAUUUUGGACACUGGGGCAUCACGUCAGUAGAUUAAAUCUCUAUCAUAGAAAGAUAGAUCAGAUUCCUGACAUCGACUGGGUUGUCAUGAAAGAUGGUAGCCGUGUUCGCGGCAACGAAGAGAGAUAA
Messenger RNA from Botrytis deweyae, 492 nucleotides. RefSeq lists its product as uncharacterized. The record is from RefSeq and is a predicted model, not a curated record. Bases 1 to 492 code for a protein of 163 amino acids. The transcript has 2 exons. Lineage: Eukaryota; Fungi; Ascomycota; Leotiomycetes; Helotiales; Sclerotiniaceae.